CGCUGCUGCCGCUCCUCUUCCUCAACAACAUGCUCGGCUACGCAGACAGGACAAACCUCUCGGUGGCUGUCAUCGCGAUGAGCCGCGAGUUCGGCUGGGGCGAGGCGAGCACCGGCACGCUCCUCGCGUCAUUCUUCUGCGGAUAUGUCCUCACGCAGAUCCCGGCCGGCCUCGCCGCCGCUCGCUUUGGAGCCAAGCGAGUGCUGCUGGUCGGUACAGUAGUCUGGUCUGCGGCAACAGUUCUCACGCCGUGGGCCGCACGCCAGUCCAUCAACGCCGCCCUCGCGGCGCGCGUCGUCGUCGGCCUCGCCGAGGGCGUCCAGAUCCCGUGCUGCAACGCGCUCCUCGCUGCGUGGGUCCCUCCGCACGGCCGGGCGCGCGCCCUCUCCUUCAUCUUCAGCGGCCAGUUUGUGGGGACCAUCUGCGCCCUCUCCUGCUCGCCGCUGGCGGAGUGGUGGUGGCCCUCCAUCUUCCUGCUCUGGGGAUGGCUCGGCUUUGUCUGGUGCCUCGUCUUCGCCGCCCUCGCCCCGGCCUCAUCACCAGGCGCCUCCGCCGGAAAAGGCGCGGCAGGGGAGGAGCUGGGCCUCAUCUCUGCUGUUGACGGGUCGGGGAGCCCGCGCUGCAGCGCCUCUGCGCCGCGCUGCGCCCGCCCCGCCUUCCUCGCGCACCCCGCUUUCCUCGCCGUGUGCGCGGCGCAUUUCGCAAACAACUGGGGCGCGUACCUCCUCCUCUCCUGGCUGCCAAACACGCCGUACGCCGUCGCCAUCGUGGCGGACAACGUCGGCGGGUGGGUGGCGGACGAGGUGCUGCUCUCGCGCUGCCGGCUCAAGCUGCUGCACGCGCGCAAAAGCAUGCAGGCGGUGGCAAUGCUGAUGUGGGGCGUCGUCAACACGAUCGGAACCGUGCCCGGCAUCGCGGCCAACGUCGUCACCGGCCGCGUCCUCGCCGCCGCGCCAACGGCCGCCGCCGGCGCGUGGGUGCGCGUCUUCAGCACCGGAGCCGCGAUCUAUGUGUGCGGCCUCACAGCCUUCCUCGCCUUGGCGCAAGCGCUGCCACUCCCGACCAGCGGGGCGGAGAAGGCUGGCUCGUGCGGCGCCGGCGGCUUGCUCGGGCCAAAGCCCGCGAGGUGACGCGGCGCAUUGCGCUCUCACGAGAUGUUCCACGCGAGACGCGCGGCAUACCACAUGGAAGAGUUUUCCUAUAAUUGACCUACUUGAUGUA
Molecule: messenger RNA, 1221 nt
Organism: Emiliania huxleyi CCMP1516
Lineage: Eukaryota; Haptophyta; Isochrysidales; Noelaerhabdaceae
Exons: 5
Coding region: 30-1130 (366 amino acids)
Biological process (GO): transmembrane transport
Molecular function (GO): transmembrane transporter activity
Source: RefSeq, a predicted model, not a curated record